AGCGGCAACAAGUCUCACGUCAUAUAACUCGGAACUUGUCAGCUUUGUUUGCAAUUUUGUUUCUUUACUGAAAAAUUAGUUAAUUAUUUAAAAAAAAACGUACAAAUAAUUAAUUAAUUAGUGACAUGCCGGGUGAAACGAGCACUGCGAUGGAUAAGGAUAAACCGUACCAUCUUAAUCUGCCUUGGGUGGAAAAGUACCGUCCCCAACAUUUGGAUGAAUUGAUUUCGCACGAUGAAAUUAUCUCGACAAUUAAAAAAUUCAUCAGUGUCGAUAAGCUGCCCCACCUCCUCUUCUAUGGGCCUCCCGGGACUGGAAAAACGAGCACAAUUCUCGCCUGUGCGAAACAACUUUACGCUCCGAACGAGUUUAGUUCUAUGGUGCUCGAACUUAACGCAUCGGACGAUAGAGGAAUUGGAAUCGUUCGUGGACAAGUUUUAAACUUUGCGUCAACAAGGACAAUUUUCAAGUCAAAGUACAAACUCGUCAUUUUAGACGAGGCGGACGCGAUGACGAAUGAUGCUCAGAAUGCGUUACGGCGAGUUAUCGAAAAAUAUACUGAAAACGUCAGAUUCUGCAUAAUCUGCAAUUACCUAUCGAAAAUUAUUCCUGCUUUGCAAAGUCGUUGUACCCGAUUCCGGUUUGGGCCCCUGAAACCAAAACAGAUUCGUCCCCGACUCGCAGAAGUCGUUAAAAAAGAGAAUCUCGCUGUCAAUGAAGAAGGCACCAAAGCCCUCCUCAAACUUGGUGAAGGUGAUAUGCGAAAAAUCCUGAACAUUUUACAAAGUACUGCCCUCGCCUUUAGUGAUCCAGGAGGAUCCGGCGUUGGAAAUACCGUCACACUCACCGCAAACCAUUUCUACCUCUGCACCGGAGCCCCCCUCCCAGCCGACAUUGAUACGAUGGUGACCUGGAUGCUCACACUCGACCUGACUUCCGCCUUUACUAAAAUCCACGAUAUGAAGACGAGGAAGGGAAUCGCACUGGCCGACAUACUCACCGAGGUUCACAAAAGUAUGGAGAAGAUAGACUUUCCCCCCACCGUGAGAAUUUUCCUGCUAAAAGAAAUGGCCGAGAUUGAGUAUCGACUCUCGAUCGGAACCAGUGAGAAAUUGCAACUUGGUGCACUCGUCGGACUAUUUUAUGAAGCUAGAAACAAAGUCGAGGCACACGCCACGGAAUAAAUUUAAUCAGACAAAUUGUAUGAAUUACUUUUCAGUAUGUUUUUAUUUCCAUUUUUUUCUAAGUACAGAUAUUCCUGACUUUUUAACCAGUUAUUGUCAUCUGAUGUCUAGUACACACUGAGGAUGAGUUUUUCCAAGUCUUAUACGUACGUAAUUACUACUUUGUAAUCUGAUUAUACAGAUUCGCCAUUCUUGAAUAAAUAAAUACUUUCAUUCUUCUUC
Molecule: messenger RNA, 1406 nt
Organism: Folsomia candida
Lineage: Eukaryota; Metazoa; Arthropoda; Collembola; Entomobryomorpha; Isotomidae
Gene: RfC3
Product: replication factor C subunit 5
Exons: 5
Coding region: 126-1184 (352 amino acids)
Biological process (GO): DNA-templated DNA replication; DNA repair
Cellular component (GO): DNA replication factor C complex; nucleus
Molecular function (GO): DNA clamp loader activity; DNA binding; ATP hydrolysis activity
Source: RefSeq, a predicted model, not a curated record